Molecule: messenger RNA, 1686 nt
Organism: Oikopleura dioica
Lineage: Eukaryota; Metazoa; Chordata; Appendicularia; Copelata; Oikopleuridae
Source: the annotation of a GenBank genome assembly
AUGCCUUUUGGAGACAACGAGAAACCAUUUGUGCAUCAAUGCCAGGGCGGCUAUAAUUUAAAAAGCAGACACUUCAAGUUCUUUCUCAAAGACAUUCACUCGACAACGCUAGAUCGGAUGCCGCAGAACAACAAGCACGUGGACAACUACGAAAGAACAUACAAAGUUCCAGUCAUUUGCAUGUUCGGCGAAACGCCCGACGAUCACUCUGUAAUGGUCUUUGUCCACAACUACUUUCCCUAUUUCUACAUUGCAACGAAUCCGCAUGUGCUCGAAAGAGACAUGAACGCAGUCCUCGAGCUUUUGAAAAACGACGCGCGACUCAUAGUACGAGGCGAAUUUCUUGGAAAAUUGAAGCCAUUUUGGCGGACUCCGUUUUACGGCUACACUACUGAAAAAAGAUUGUACAUCAAAAUAACCUACACGAAGCCGUACUUGCACGAUGCAAUAAGAGGAGUGUUGGAGGAAAAGUUCAAGGUUCAAAAUGGAUUUUACAAUUAUGUGAAUCAGUUUUACUCAGACCACAAUGUCGCCUUGAACAAAUCCGUUUACCUAAAUCGCUUCCGCUACGACGAGCGCCCGAAAGCGGAGUUCAACGGGAUCGACUUUCUGACCGGCCUCCCCAGAGUGCAGCCAGGCUCGCGCCCGACAAGCUGCGACUACGAGCUGCACUGCUCUUCCGACGACAUUUUCAACAAAAAGCUUCUCCCGCAUUUCGUGGAGCACGUGUACGUGGACCCGCGCUGCGACCAUCCAGCUCUGCACAUUCACUGGCUCAACAGGAAAAAUCAAGAUCCGGAAAAUCCAGUUAUUGAGUACGACGACUUCGAUUCUGAUUCCGAGGCGCUGCUGGAAAGAGAUCCGAACAGGUCACAAAUUGACUUGGACGCGAGCCAGAUUUUACGGGUCGUGGCGGAUCUGGAAUCCAGAGGAAUUCGAGUCGAUAUGCAAGCGCUCGCAAAAAAGAACGAGGAAGAAGGAAUCAAGGAAGAGCCCGAAAAUGGCGCUAAAGAGUCGCCGAAGAGUCCAAAUCCGAUUCUUGACGAGCGAAAAUCGCCAGAAGUUCUCUUGAGCUCAGAUGAAGAAGGUAAUUCUCAACCCUUAUUCGCGGCUGGAGAAAAUGACCUUCUGAGCCAGUCAAUUUACCUCCCCGAUUCUGAAAAUGAAGAAGACAAAAAGAAACCAGUUCCUAGCGAUUUGGAUCGAGAGAGACGAAAGAGCCAAUAUCCGGAAACAGGGAUUGAUAGUCUUAGAAUCGCGAGUCAGCGGAAAAUAAGCGAGUCUGAAGAAGAUGGCUCGAUUGCUGAAAACUGGGACUCGGAAGGCGACGAUUUCUGGGAAGAAGAACUUGAAUCGAACGAUUCGGAGAGGCUUAUUGGCGACUUGAGCAAGAAAGACGGCGAAGAGAAGUCCAAUGAUUCCGUAAAGAUUAUUGGCGAAGAAAAGAAAGAAGAAGAGGAAGAGACCGGACCGAGUUGUUCAUUUUCUUCAAGAAGAAAACAUUUAAAAAUCGUGGAAGAAAAGCCAAAAAGAGCGGCAUUUCUGGAAUCCUCGAGCGACGAAGAUUCAGCUGAAAGUAAUCACUCCGAUGAUCUUUUUGCGAGAGACUCAGAUUCAAGCUCGAAGAAUUCGUGCGAAGACGAUUUCAACGAAAGUUUCGACGAAGAAUACUAUGAGACGUUAUGA